AUGUCCUUGUACAAGCUCCAACUGCCGGUCUCCAGUAUCUGGCUGGUUAUCUUGGGCAACCUGGGGGUCUUGCUUGUGUUGCUGUCAAGAGCUUCAUUUGACAGCUUGGACACCGGGGAUUGCAUCCAACAGUCCUCAUAUGUUCUUAUUUGGCUGGAGGUUGCUUUCAGCAGCAGCUGCGUAAUCGCAGCCGUGGGCACGCAGGUGGCUUUGAAGAUGAAUGAGCGUCAGCGGAUUCGCUACAGACGUGCAACGACAGAGCUUGAUGCUGCCACAUCGCUCCUAGAACUGACUUGUGAUGCUGUUGUGGAGCUCGACGAGGACCUGCGUCUCACGGACCAUUCCUCGGAGUUGGCGGCGAUUUUACUGAGGAAGCCCGAUUCCUCUCUGGCAGGCCACAGCUUUUUGGAGUUUGUGGCCAGCUCUCCCGAACAAGUCAGCGUUCGGCACAUGCUCUCUGCUUCAGCACGCGGCGCGCAGCAUGUCAACGAAUCUUCCGCAAAUGCAUUUCAUACCCGGUUGGCCGACAGCUGCCGCAGCAAGUUUCGCACAGAGGUGUUCCACGUGAGCUUUCGACGGGAAGAUGGUCAGCAGUAUCAUUUGCUUGGAUUGCGAGAUUUCACAGACCAGAAAUCCUUGGCCAAGGCCCAUCCAAAUAAUCAUGGCGACGGCACGACUGUAGGCAAGCGACUUGGGCGCUAUACCACCGCGGACGUCAGCCCGAACUGUCAAGGGGGCACCAACCCCCUGGAUGAGGUCGAAAAGAGUCGUCCGAUUUCCCUGAUCUUCGACAUGGAUAGCCAAGUUGUGGAUGCAGCUUCAUGUCGGGCCUGCUUCUUGGUCGGGCAGCGAUUGGACGACCUCUUUCCAAAUUCGGGCCACGAGCUCUUCCAGACUUUCUGGGCCCGCAUGGUGCCGUACUUUCAAACGCACGAAAUGGAAGCAGUCACACGCGCCUUACAGCGCUUCGACAAAUUGCCGGUGCAGUGGGCUCCUUCUUUAAAUGCUCACAUCGACGGCACGGUGGAGUUGAUUCAAUUGUGGAGGGGUGGGCGGGACGAAGCCUUGGCAUUUUGCCAGGUGCACCUUUGUCUGACAAGGAUCGAGAGGAUCCUGCAGCUUGCAGCUUCUUUUCCCGGCUGCUGGCGCAUUGUGAUCGUGCGACGGAAAGAGCUUUGGGAGCGCAGACAGAAGCACCUGCUGGCCGAGGUUCAGACCGUGGCCCGGAAGCUCACGCAGAAGCGCCUGAUGGAGGUGCUGGCCGAAAAGGACGAGGUACGCACAACAUAUACGGGACUGCCUGAGAACGCCGAAGAGAAACUCCGAGAACUCCGCGACAAGUCGCAGGCCGAGAUCGACAGAGCCGUCGACGCAGAGCGACUGAAGCUGAUCGGGAUCCAGAAGUGCUCUGAAAGGCAUGAGAAAAUUUUGAAGCAAGUGGAUAAGCAGCGAGCAGAACAGCAUGAGAAGCUCGUAGAGUCCAUGAAGGCCCGGCAAGCAAAGAGAGACAAACAGGCAGAGGCGAUGGAUAAGAACCUCAAAGACAUGCGCAAGGAGAGUGGCCAGCUCAUCCGGAAACUGAAUCAGGCCUUCAAGAAGGUGGAUGAGCACAAAGCGCAGACGCUGGAGAAUUGGCAGCGGGUAAAGGAAGACCAUGAGGAGCACAUUCGAAGUGUACAAGAGCGACGAGAGCACAUGCUCAUCUCAUCCCAGGAGGAGAUGGUGGAAACCUACUUGGACAAGGAAUGGCGCACACGGGAGCGACUGGAUGAGAAGCGCGAACGUGAGCUGGAAAAGGCGGAGCAGGGCCAAGCGGACUUCAUGGAAAAAAUCGAUAAGUCCCGCGCGAAGCUCCAGGCGCAGCAGAAGAAGCGCGAGGAGAAGUUCAUCGAAGCCAUGGCACGUCAUGCGAAAGCUCGUGAGGAGCUGGCCGCCAGAUAUGCCGACAGGGUCGAAAAGGUGAAAGAGAGCUUGACGAAGCACUUCGAGAAACGAGACCAGGUAUUGGCCAACGAGCGACGGGAGAAGCUCGUGAAGCGGCGUCAGGUGCUGAAGAAGCUGAAGCAGGUCAUCGGACCCGAUUCCCCGAGGAGGAUCCAGUACAUCCAGGAGGAGGUGCAGAGGAGGGUCGAUCAGCGUGAGACGAUGGGUGAGAUCGUGCAGCAGAACCUGCUCCGAAUUCAGCGUCAGGAAGAGUGGAAGCAUGAGGAGCUUUUGACGAGGAUUGAGGACAACAACGCGCGCGUGGAGCGGAUCCAUGAGGACAGGGCCAUGAUGCUGGAGCAGCAUACCAUGGUCCUCAAAGAGGCCAUGAUCGCCAAGGCACGAAUCCAGGACGAGCUGCGGUGCAUGAAGGUGGUUGCCAUCGAGCCGCAAGAGAGCGAGGAAAAAGAGAAGGAGGUCAAGUGA
This is a messenger RNA of Symbiodinium sp. CCMP2592, 2409 nucleotides long. The record is from the annotation of a GenBank genome assembly. Lineage: Eukaryota; Dinophyceae; Suessiales; Symbiodiniaceae.